UCUCUCUAACCUUAUCCAUUUCCCACUUCAUUCUUCUUUGUUGAAUAUUCAUUCAAUACAAUGUUCAAUUUCUGUACUUGUGUGAAUUUCAAGCAGGAGCCCAGCGACGAUGAAUGGCAGAUGGAUUCGUCGGCUAAGAAAAAAGACUUGAAGAAGGGAUUAAAUGAGGCCUGUAAUCAUGUUCCUUUGGCUUUGGCUUCUCCAUCGGAGCGUCGAGAUUACGGGGAGGAUCGAGUCAUCAAUCUAGACGUUGGAGACCCAAUUAUGUAUGAAACUUUUUGGAAGAAAAUGGGGAAGAAAGCCACGUUGGUGAUACCUGGGUGGCGAUCCAUGAGUUACUAUUCCAAGGGCCAGAGUCUUUGCUGGUUUCUCGAGCCCGAUUUGUGCGAGCAAAUUCUCCGAUUACACCGCGUCGUUGGCAAUGCCGUAACCGAAGGCCGCUAUAUCGUCGUUGGGACCGGCUCCUCCCAGCUCAUAUUGGCGUCACUUUACGCCCUUUCUUCGCCUGAUUCUUCUGAGCCCACCAACGUCGUCUCUGCCGCCCCCUACUAUUCUUCUUAUCCAUCCAUGUGUGACUAUUUAAAAACGAGUCUUUUCAAAUGGGGUGGAAAUGCAAGCAAAUAUGACAGCGAUGGGGCUUAUAUAGAAAUUGUUACUUCACCAUGCAACCCGGACGGUUUUCUACGCGAACCGGUAGUGAACCGGAUUGGAGGCAAAGUACUACACGACCUUGCGUACUAUUGGCCUCAUUACACGCCCAUUACGGCGCCUGCUGACAAUGAUAUCUCAUUGUUCACUGCCUCCAAGUGCACCGGUCAUGCCGGUUCUCGAAUCGGGUGGGCUCUCGUUAAAGAUGCUGAGGUGGCAAUGAAAAUGGUGAAGUUCAUUGAGCUGAACACUAUUGGAGUGUCCAAAGAUUCCCAGCUCCGAACGGCAAUGAUGCUGAACGUAGUAUCAGAUACUUGUGAACAAAUUGGGAGUUCAUUAGUUAUUCGCAGCGAAUCCUUUUAUGGGUUCGGCCACCGCCUCAUGACGGAGAGGUGGUGCCGCCUUAGACAGGCCGUUAAGAACGCCGGAAUGUUCACUCUCCCGGACUUCCCUUCUGCUUACUGCACCUUUCUCAACCAACGAACCCAGACCCGGCCUGCUUUUGCGUGGCUCAAGUGCGAGAAGAAUGACGAGGACUGCGCCGCUUUACUUCGGCGCCAUAAAAUUAUAGGUCGGAGUGGAGUCAGCUUCGGGUGCAGUGAACAGUUCGUACGUGUGAGUAUGAUGGAUCGGGACGACAACUUCGACCUCUUCAUCCAACGAAUAUCCAAGAUCGCUUCCGAAAUCUGAGACGACAUGUCGGUCGAAUCCCAUAAGUUCCAAUUAACUUGGAACAAUAAUGGAGGACGAGAAUGACAGAGAGCCGAGGUGGAGGCAUGGGAGUUGAAGCCCAAUUUUCUACAUUGUUUUAUUUUUUUGAUUUAAA
Molecule: messenger RNA, 1474 nt
Organism: Cucurbita maxima (winter squash)
Lineage: Eukaryota; Viridiplantae; Streptophyta; Magnoliopsida; Cucurbitales; Cucurbitaceae
Product: tryptophan aminotransferase-related protein 1
Exons: 6
Coding region: 61-1338 (425 amino acids)
Biological process (GO): amino acid metabolic process
Molecular function (GO): transaminase activity; carbon-sulfur lyase activity
Source: RefSeq, a predicted model, not a curated record